Messenger RNA from Trachymyrmex septentrionalis, 2387 nucleotides. RefSeq names its product cytochrome P450 9e2-like. The coding region runs from base 294 to 1823 and encodes 509 amino acids. Gene Ontology annotation, molecular function: oxidoreductase activity, acting on paired donors, with incorporation or reduction of molecular oxygen; monooxygenase activity; heme binding. NCBI's taxonomy places the organism in Eukaryota, Metazoa, Arthropoda, Insecta, Hymenoptera, Formicidae. The transcript has 2 exons. The record is from RefSeq and is a predicted model, not a curated record.
AGAAUUUCACUCAUGGUGCACGUAUCACAUCGCCUGUUAAUACGUUGAGUUAACCAUUUCUAUUUCCAGUUAGACAAUAUUUCUAACAACAAUUGACUAAACUAUUAUAAUAAUGUAAUUAGUAAUUUUGUGCUUCUUCUUUUUCUGUGACAUUGACAAUACUUUAACAAUCAAAUGUGAACAUCGUUUCAUCAAUCUGAAAUAAAAACUCUCUGUUGACAAUAAUCAGAAAAUCUAAUAAUAAAAAACGUUUUCUUCUUGCACAACUAAUUUGGAAAUCUUUGGAAAUCACGAUGGAGUUUUCUACUUUGCUUCUGACUAUUUUAACAGCGAUUAUUUGUUUAUAUUAUUUUGUUCUGAAUAAGUUUAAAUCAUCUUACUUUAAACAACUGAACAUUCCUCAUUUGCGACCGAUUCCAAUAUUGGGUAACAUGACGCCUUAUGUUUUUCGACGUAUAUCUCAUAUGGAACUUCUACAAAAAAUGUAUAAUCUCUUUCCGGACGCAAAGUUUUUCGGCCUCUACAAUUUUUUAACGCCGAUCUUCGUUAUUCGUGAUCCAGAUUUGAUUUCCACGAUCGCUAUAAAACAAUUUGAUAACUUCUGCGACCACCAAGGCUUUGUCAACGAAAUUCUUGACCCAAUAGCUGCCAAAAAUCUGUUUAACCUGCAAGGGGAUCACUGGCGCGAAAUGCGAAAACUUCUUAGUCCCAGUUUCACAUCCAGCAAGAUGAAGAUGAUGUUUGAACUUAUGUGCCAAUGCGCUGAGAACUUAACCAAUUUUGUGACAACGCAGUCCGGAGAAACGGCCAAAACGAAUAAUAUGAAGGACUUGCUUUCCAAAUACACUAACGACACAAUAGCUACGUGCGCCUUUGGUAUCGAGGUGGAUUCUUUUAAAAAUCCAAAAAACGAAUUCUUCUCACUUGGCAUGGAGGCAUUAAGUUUUAAUAAACCCUGGAUGGCUUUCAAGUUUCAAAUGCAACUUAACUUCCCUCAAAUUGCGAAACUUUUUAAGCUAAGAAUGUUUGGCCCAAGAGUAGAGAAUUUUUUCAAAAAUGUCGUUGCCACCACAGUGAAAGCCAGAGAUGAACAGGGAAUUGUUCGCCCAGACAUGAUUCAAUUGAUGAUGGAGAACAGAAACAAUGAUAAUGGACCUGAGUUCGACAUCAACGAAAUGACGGCCCAAGCGUUCGUUUUCUUUCUCGCCGGAUUCGACACCAUAUCAACAGCUAUGUGUUUCACAACAUACGAAAUCGGUAUCAAUCCUGAUGUUCAGAAAAAAUUAAGAGAGGAAGUCGACGAUGUUCUUAGUCAGACCAACGACAAACCUACCUAUGAGGCUAUUAAUAGUAUGAAGUAUUUGGACGCCGUGAUAAGUGAAGCUCUCAGAUUGUAUCCAAUAGCAUCUUUUCUUGACAGAAAAUGCGUUAAAGAAACCAAAUUACCACCAGCGACUCCGGAUGGUGAACCGAUCACGAUAAAGCCUGGAGAUAGCAUAUGGAUUCCGAAUUUCAGUCUGCAUCGCGAUCCAAAAUAUUAUCCGCAUCCAGAUAAGUUUGAUCCAGACAGAUUUCUUAAUGGUGAUGUAGACAACUCAGUCUAUAUGCCAUUUGGUAUCGGACCCAGAAUCUGCAUAGGUAACAGGUUUGCUCUAAUGCAAGCAAAAGUUAUGUUGUUCUAUCUACUUUGGCGUUGCGAUCUCGAACCCGACAUUAAAACUCGAAUUCCUAUGGUAUUUAGCAAGAAAAUGUUUCUCAUGACGGCGGACGGAGGUUUUUGGUUGAAAUUGCGAACAAGAAAAUCGAAGACUCUUGUUACAUAAUGCUUAUUGAACGGAUAUAAAGUUGAGGAACAGUGAAUCAUACAUUUUUUGUUUUAAGCAUAAUAUUAUUGGGUACAUGCAUAAGUUCCGCAAUCUUUUUAAUAAUGUAUUUAUUAAUAUAAACAAAUAUUUCAAUCAAAAUAUAUUCUUUUUGAAUCUAUCACUUUUUGUAAUCUUCCAGGCAGCUUACAAAUACUGCGGCAAAAUAAUAUUGCUUGCUCUAAAAGGCGAUUUAUUGUUCACUUCGAAAUCACUAUAUUUAAAUUUUUUUAAUCAAUUUCGACAUACACGCGCGUUCUUGAUAACACAAUAUUAUUUCUGUAAAUCUUAUUAAUUUUUCUUGUUGUUUGAAUAAUGGUUGUACCGCAAUAAAAAUAGUGAAGAGUGUAAUCGUGAAUAUGUACAAUAUUUUUUCAGCGUUCACUUCCAAUUCAACUAAAAAUGUAGUUAAUUUAAUUGCAAAUUGUUAUACAGCUUUCGAAAUACUGGUUGAGCUAUUUUAAUGGAAAAAUAUUUGGACGCCAAAAUUUAAAUACACUUUUAUUAGCAUAUCUAAAGUUGAUC